AUGGCAUCAUCAUCAUCUUCUUCAAUCAAAUUCAUAGAGAAAGCUCUUCUCGCCACCGGCCAUUUCGCUUUGUCCUACACCGAUCCAGAUCAGAAAUGGCUUAUAAGAAAGCAUCUAAAUUCUUUCCUCCAAGAGUUUCCAAAUUUCGAGCUCUCUACUGAUACUUUCAACCACAACAACGGAACCGCAGUUCAACUGUUUCGUCUCGAAGGGUCUCUUCUACGUACUCGACAGCUCCCAUCAGUACAAUUGACCAUUUGGGUUCACGAGAACUACCCACUGACGCCUCCUCUUGUCUUCGUGAUCCCUCCCGACCCGAUGAUUCCGGUUCGCACCAACCACCCAUUCGUCAAUUCUUCCGGUUUAGCAAACUCUAAUUACAUCGAGACAUGGGAACACCCACGAUGCAACCUACUCGAUUUCGUUCGAAACCUCAGGAGAGUCCUCGCGAAUGAUCACCCAUUCGUACACACCGAUUCAAAUUCAGUCCCGACCCAGGUUCGAUCGGUUUCUCGGACCGAAGCCAUAGACAGACUGGUCACGAGUCUCCACUACGACGCAUUGUCGAUCAUGGCGAGAUCAGAGGAAGAGAUUGAAAACCUGUGGAAACUGCAAUCGGAGGUGAAGAGAAGAUCCGAAUCGGUCAGAACGAUCAUCAGUGGACUUGAGAACGAGAGGGAGAGGCUGAAGGAGAGAGUUGCGAAGCUCAAAGACGAUACCGAUGUCCUGGAGAUCUGGGUGGAGACGAACUAUCCCAAACUGAUGAAAGCGACGUCAAUGGAUGGUAUUGGAAUCGAGGAAAUGUUCGAAACGGAAGAGGAUGAGGAUGAGGAUGAAGACGAAGAGGCGAAGAAGCUGUUGGUGGAGAGCUUGGCGGCAGAUGACGCCAUUGAAGACGUGUUGGGUAGAUUGGAAGAAGCUACGGAAAGGGGAGAUAUGGAGAUUGGUUCGUAUCUGAAGCAAGUCAGAGUCUUGGCGAGAGAACAGUAUUUCUCGAGGCUUUAUCACUUGGGCUUUAUGUAA
Molecule: messenger RNA, 1023 nt
Organism: Thlaspi arvense
Lineage: Eukaryota; Viridiplantae; Streptophyta; Magnoliopsida; Brassicales; Brassicaceae
Source: the annotation of a GenBank genome assembly